Molecule: messenger RNA, 276 nt
Organism: Sphaeroforma arctica JP610
Lineage: Eukaryota; Ichthyosporea; Ichthyophonida
Exons: 1
Source: RefSeq, a predicted model, not a curated record
CACACAACGUCCACGCACGCACCGCCGAGAAGCCAAACGCCACCCACCCACUCAGCUGGAGACGCACACAACAUCUACGAACAACAACAGUACAUGGCACAAGCACAAACAGAGCAUGUGCGCACACAGACACAGCCGAAUACACACAAACACACACAGGCACAGAAAUACCAGCAAUCACAGCCAGAGCCACAACAACACUAUCAGUACCAGCAACAGGAACAGCAGCAAUACCCCCCUAUCGUAUUCAAUACGCCACAUCCGCAGACUGGGUAA